Messenger RNA from Tribolium castaneum (red flour beetle), 946 nucleotides. Its product is annotated as 15-hydroxyprostaglandin dehydrogenase [NAD(+)]. NCBI's taxonomy places the organism in Eukaryota, Metazoa, Arthropoda, Insecta, Coleoptera, Tenebrionidae. The transcript has 5 exons. The coding region runs from base 106 to 873 and encodes 255 amino acids. The record is from RefSeq and is a predicted model, not a curated record. Gene Ontology annotation, cellular component: cytoplasm. Gene Ontology annotation, molecular function: oxidoreductase activity, acting on the CH-OH group of donors, NAD or NADP as acceptor.
AUUCUCGAAUGACCUUCUCUUUUGUUAUCAAAUUACAACCAAUCUUAUCGCAAAACACAUUUAUUUAAACAUAUUUCGUGUCUCUGCAAGUCAUCGAAGCUGGCCAUGGAUGAGCUAAAAGGUAAAGUAGCCCUUGUGACAGGGGGCGCAAGUGGUAUUGGCCUUGCCAUGGUGCGAGAGCUGCUCAAAAAUGGGAUAAAAGCCGUAUCAGUGGUUGACAUAAGUGAAAAUACCGAACUGCAGGACUCUAGAGUGACAUUUAUUAAAACGGACGUCACGUGCAAAAAACAAUUGCAAGCCGCCUUUGACAAAACCGUGGCAACGUACAACCAACUUGACAUUGUGGUCAACAAUGCCGGAGUCAUCGACGAAAUCGACUGGAAACGCACAAUUGACAUCAAUCUAGUGGCUGUGAUCGAAGGGACGUAUUUAGCCCUUCGGACGUACCUCCCGAAGUACAAAUCGGAAGCUGAGGGGGUGAUAGUCAACACGGCGUCAGUCCUAGGGCUGUGCCCCCUCCAAAGCGCCCCCAUUUACUGCACCUCGAAGCAUGGAGUGGUGGGUUUGGGGCGCAGUCUCGGGGGACCCCACAUUUACGACGAAUAUAAGGUCCGUAUCGUUACAAUUUGUCCGGGCCUGGUGGACACUCCCAUGACAAAGGUUAGACCAGCCUCCAGUAGCAAACUUUUAUUCCCAGAUUUGGUGCACAAAGAGUUCGAAAAGUUGAACAAAUUUGCCAUAAAGCCUGAAAAAGUGGCCCAGGCCCUGAUUCAGGUGAUAAAGGAGGGGGAGAAUGGGGCUUUGUGGGUGGUGGAGGACGAUGAGCCCCCUUAUGAAGUCGUGGUGCCCCACAGACAAUCUAUGAAGAGUUAAAAUUGUCGCAUUAUUGUUGAAAUUGAAAAUCCGGUUCUCAUGAUCUGGAAUAAACGCAUUUUUUGGGUCAAAA